GGAAGGAUGGGGUGCUUGAGCGUGUGGAUGAGAGAGCGCUGGAGCUUGUGAGAGGAGAGAAAGAGGAGUGGGGGGAGCUAGGAGAGAGAUCGAGGGAGGGAGCGAGGCUGGACUGCCGCUCAAACACUGCAGUCUUUCUUUUGCUCCUCUGAAGAAACUGUCUUUCUCUCCUUGGAUGAUUCUUUCCUUCGGCACUUGCUCGCUGGCUGGCUCGAACUCCGGUGGACACAGUUUCUUAAGAAGGAAGGAAGCAGCUUGAGAUGAUGGGACUUUUCAGAAGGAAGGAGUUGGCUUACUUUUUCACCUCUCCGAUGUCUUUGGAAAUGAUUUAAAGCCAGGAGGAAGUUGAAAGGCAGUGUGCUUCAGAGAGUCACCUGACUAAUUUAAGGAAUCGUCAGCGCACGGGGCAGUUGGGAAACAACUGGCAGGAGAAGAAUCAGGAGGGGCACCCAGCCAAUGAGUUCUCUGUUCUCAAUGCUUUUUGUUCACUGACAUUAUACCCAUUCUUAUAUCAUCUCACGUUGUUGAGUUCCCUGCUUUGAUCGCGCGUCAGCUAAACCACAAGUGGAUUCAGGGUCUGGAUGUAGCGAGACAAGACUGAAGCUGCAGUGAGCGUGUGACUGAAACAAGUCACAGAAAGUCACACAGAACAGACUUGGACGUUCUUGGAUUGUAUUACCAGUUCUGAGCAGCUGAAGAGGUCAAGUCAAAUCCCCACGGUCGCCAGCCUGAUUGAACUGUUACAAGAUAAAACUGCUUUAUUUUUCAGAGCAAGGAACCUGAGGGAUUACAGAGAUGAACAAGCGUGAGCAGAGAUUAUGCCCUAAACACCCUCAAUUAGCCGUCCAGCUCUCGGUCCUUUCCUAAAUCAACCUGGAGGUCAUUGGGGUCUAAGGGGCCAACUCUGGUUCAAGCAGAACAGCAUUUAAGAAAGACUUUUUCUCCUGCCAUAAUGAGGCGUUCAAGCACUGAUGAGACUCCGUACAGAAGAAGUCCGUCUCUGGACAGUAAACCUGACACGCCACCAUUUUCAUCUGGAUUUCACCGCUUCAGCGGAGAGUUUGAGUACAAGCGGCCGCCGUUUGCCUUCGGCUUCCACACCACCAAGGGUCCACAGACCUCAAAGGGGCGCUAUGCUCAGGGGAAGAAGUAUGUGGUGUUUUACUUGGACCUCUCCUUCAUCUUCCUUCUAGAACUGCGCCGUUGCAGGAUGGCAGAGGGAUGUAUGAUGGCCCUUCGCUAUGGGAUGGUCUUCUUCAACCUUCUCUUCUGGUUGGGGGGAUGUGGCAUCUUAGGGGUGGGAAUCUGGCUGUCAGUGACCCAGGGAAACUUUGCAACCCUGUCGUCAUCCCUCCCUUCUCUGUCGGCCGCCAACCUGCUCAUCGCCGUGGGGACUAUUAUCAUGGUGAUCGGCUGUCUGGGCUGUGUAGGAGCUGUCAAAGAGAGCCGUCCCCUGCUGCUGACGUUCUUCAUCCUGCUCCUGCUCAUCUUCUUCUUGGAGUUCCUGUCCAUCCUGCUGUUCUUCGUCUAUCAGGAGGAGAUCGAUUAUUACGCCCAGAGCGACUUGAAAGAAGGACUCCAACUUUUCGGCACAGAGGGAAACGUCGGUUUGACCAACGCCUGGAUGAUCGUACAAACUGACUUUCGCUGCUGCGGUGUGACCAACCACACGGACUGGUUUGAGGUCUACAACGCCUCUCGUGUUCCGGACUCCUGCUGCCUGGAGUACAGCGACAACUGUGGCCUGGACAACCCGGGGACCUGGUGGACAGCGCCGUGCUACGAGCGAGUCAAGGACUGGCUGAAUGAAAACCUGGUGGCACUUUGGAUUUUUGCUCUAUGCACAGCCCUCACACAGAUCCUGGGUCUGGUCUUCUCCAUGACCAUGUUCUGUCAGGCAGUAAAAGUAGAGACCUUCUACGCGUAGAGCGCCACGUCGCUGCACCUCACCGCUCCUGGAUCCUUCUUAGAGGAAGAGAUGUAAACCUUCUCCUGCCCUGCUUCUCUUUCCCCCCCACGACAGACUCUAACUCCCGGGACGUGCUCCCACUCUGGCAUUUCUUCUGGAGUGACACCAGCUCCUCUGCUCUCUGACUAACAAGCACAGUGUCUGUAUUUAUACCUCCGUUGUUUCCUUGAUUCUUGCUUUAUGUCGCUUAUUUCUGUGAUGCAUUUUACCACGCAGUAUUGAACAUGUAUAAAGAUAUGUAACCGAACCCCUUUUUUAAAAAUGUCGUUUAAAUUAUUUUAAGUGUGUGUGUGUGUUUCAAAAACCAGAGCUGAUGCUGAGGAAAUGUGGAGUGUUGCAGUUGCAUGUCUCCUGGGACGGUGUGUAAUAAAUGUUAUGGCUUUAUGAAACCAUGUGUCAUGACGGAACCGGAGCGACUCUUUGAUGUUAUUUUCAUUUAAAAAAAAAUGAAAUAAAAGUAUGUGAUUAUAACGUCUAAACAUUAUAUUUCAAAAAAUGUUUUUUUUUCUUUCAAAAUAUUUUAGAAAUAGAAAAGGCUAUUACAAUUUAGACGUCCUGCACGUUGAGGUUAAAAUAGCAGCAGCCGCAGUGAGGAGCUUCAUUACCACAGACACAGUGAUUAAAUCCCUCUUUCCUCCACUGCUGUAUAAUUGGAAUCAUCUUUCCCCUUGGAGACUGGACACUGUGAUACCCUGAUAAUAAGAAUAAACAAAGGGAUCACUGCAGAGGCGUCGUGAGAAAAACUGACCCUGAUCUUUAUUAUUUCACUCCAGGAGUCACGUAGAGCAAGUUUUGUGGCGCAGCUGAUUUGUUGCUUGUGCUCCCUCGCCUUUCAAUUGCUUCCUGUUUUGUUCCUGAGCAUUCGCUCCUGCCUGUUUAACAUUCAAGCCUGGGCUCAAAUACACAAGAUUCCAUCAGCGUUUUAUCAGCUUCUCUCCUCAAAUGUCAUUGAGCCCCUUGAGCCGCCAGCAGGUACGAGUGCGAGACUCUGGCUCUGCUGUUUGAGAUUAAACAUUAAAAAAAAAAGCCAGUGUUAGUAGUUUUUUCAUCA
Messenger RNA from Synchiropus splendidus (mandarinfish), 3020 nucleotides. It is a transcript of the gene tspan4a, whose product is annotated as tetraspanin 4a. The record is from RefSeq and is a predicted model, not a curated record. Lineage: Eukaryota; Metazoa; Chordata; Actinopteri; Syngnathiformes; Callionymidae. Gene Ontology annotation, cellular component: membrane. The coding region runs from base 953 to 1927 and encodes 324 amino acids. The transcript has 7 exons.